Molecule: messenger RNA, 1026 nt
Organism: Arabis nemorensis
Lineage: Eukaryota; Viridiplantae; Streptophyta; Magnoliopsida; Brassicales; Brassicaceae
Source: the annotation of a GenBank genome assembly
AUGAAGUUCUGUAAGAAGUAUGAAGAGUACAUGCAAGGACAAAAGGAGAAGAAGAAUCUACCUGGUGUUGGGUUUAAGAAACUCAAGAAAAUCCUCAAGAAAUGCAGAAGAGAUCAUGUUUCUUCUUCUCGGAUGGCUUUUAAUGAAGCAAUCAAUCAUCAACAUGACAACAACAACAAUUGUCCUCGUGAAUGCCCAGUUUGUGAUGGAACUUUUUUCCCGGAGCUUCUAAAGGAAAUGGAAGAUGUGGUAGGAUGGUUUAACGAGAAUGCUCAGAAGCUUCUUGAGUUACAUUUAGCUUCUGGUUUCAAAAAGUGUCUUACUUGGUUCAAAGGCAAUAACAGACAAAGGAACCAUCUUGGUUUGAUUCAAGAAGGCAAAGAUUUGGUUAAUUACGCUCUCAUCAAUGCAAUCGCCAUUCGAAAAAUCCUCAAGAAAUACGAUAAGAUUCAUGAGUCUAGGCAAGGACAAGCGUUUAAGACACAGGUUCAGAAAAUGCGAAUCGAAAUCCUUCAGUCACCAUGGCUCUGUGAGCUUAUGGCGUUUCACAUCAAUCUGAAAGAAUCACAGAAGGAACCAGGAGCUGUUGUGUCUGCUCCUUCUUCUUUCCCUGCAUUGUUUGAUGGUUGCUCUUUGAUGUUCGAUGAUGGGAAGCCUUUACUUUCCUGCGAGCUCUCUGAUUCCGUGAAAGUUGACAUUGAUUUGACUUGUUCAAUAUGCCUGGACACGGUGUUUGACCCGAUAUCUCUAACCUGCGGUCACAUAUAUUGCUACAUGUGUGCUUGCUCUGCUGCAUCGGUAAGUGUAGUUGAUGGCUUGAAAACCGCAGAACCGACUGAAAAAUGCCCGCUUUGCCGUGAGGUUGGGGUUUAUAAAGGUGCUGUUCACUUGGAUGAGCUCAGUAUCUUACUUAGACGAAGCUGCCGAGAGUAUUGGGAAGAGAGGCGUAAAACAGAGAGAGUAGAGAGGUUACAAGCAGCAAAGGACUAUUGGGAUUACCAAUGCCGAAGCUUCACAGGAAUAUGA